Messenger RNA from Coturnix japonica (Japanese quail), 1426 nucleotides. RefSeq names its product G protein-coupled receptor 152 (gene GPR152). Gene Ontology annotation, cellular component: plasma membrane. Lineage: Eukaryota; Metazoa; Chordata; Aves; Galliformes; Phasianidae. The record is from RefSeq and is a predicted model, not a curated record. Gene Ontology annotation, molecular function: G protein-coupled receptor activity. Gene Ontology annotation, biological process: G protein-coupled receptor signaling pathway.
GUAGUGACGGAGUGGGGGGAUGGGGUGUAACGGGAGAGACGUGGGACGGGACACGACACGACGGUGCUGUGCCGACAGGUGUCCCAGAGCCGCCGCCCUGUGCGCUCCGACGGCGGAGAUGGAAGACGCCGCCUCGCUCCCUCCAUCCUGGUUCCUAUACCCGUCAUCAUCCCCAUCCCCGUACCCACCCUCUCCCGCCCCACAGCCGACCCCGUCCCUGCGCUGGGACGCGCAGCUGCUGCUGCUGUUCGUGCUGCUGGGGCUGCCGGCCAACGCGGCGGUGCUUUGGCUGACGGGUCGGCGGCUGCGCUGCCGCGGUCUGGCCGCCUUCAUCUUCAACGUGGCGGCCGCCGACUUCCUCCUGCUGGCCAACGGCACGCUGCAGGUGUGGACGGCGGCUCACGGGCACCGCUGGCCUCUGGGCACCGCGCCGUGCCGCCUGCACCGCUUCCUGCUGGACCUGGCGUACUACGCCGGGCUGCUGCUCCUGGCCGCCGUCAGCCUGGACCGCUGCGCGAUGCUGCUGGCUCCGCUGUGGUACCGCUGCCGGCGCCCGGCCCGGUGGCCGUCGGGGCUGUGCGGGGCGGCCUGGCUGGCGGCGGCGGCGUGCAGCGCUCCCAACGCGGCGCUGGCGCAGGCGUGGCCGGUGCUCCCGGGGCUGGUGGUGUGCCGCAGGGAGCGCGGGGCGUGGGAGAGCGCCGUGGGCUGGAUGGAGGCGGCCGUGGAGGGGCUGCUGCUGCCCGCCGCCGUGCUGCUGCUGUGCCACGCCGUGCCCGCGGCGGUGGCGGCGGCGCGGCGGAGGCGGCUGGGGGGCGGGGGGCCGCCCGCGGGGUUCCGGCGGCUGGUGGCGGCCACGCUGGGCGCGUACCUGGCGGUCAACCUGCCCUUCCAGCUGGUGCGGCUGCUCGGCCGGGCCUUCCCACAGCACGGAGCCCGCUGGCUGUACGCGCUGGGACUGGCCUUCCACGCCGGCAGCUGCAUCAACCCCUACCUCUACCUGCUGCUGGGCACCAGCAUGGGGCACCGCGCAGCCAGAGCUGCCAGCGCCAUGUGGCCGUGCUGCCGGGCACACCGGGACAGAGCACGGGACGGCACCCCAAUGACCGCGGCGGUGCAGGGGCACACGGACACACCGGGACACACGGACACACCGGGACACACGGACACACCGGGACACACGGACAGACAGGGAUACACGGACAGACCGGGGCACACGGACACACCGGGGCACACGGACACACCGGGACACACGGACACACCGGGGCACACGGACAGACAGGGACACACGGACACACCGGGACACACGGACAGACAGGGACACACGGACACACCGGGACACACGGACACACCGGGGCACACAGACACACCGGGGCCGCCCGACGCCGCCGGCACACUGGACGCCACGCGCGGCCCCGAGCUGCUGUGA